GAUCUCUUAAAAGUAGGUACCUCGUUCUUUGUAAAUUAUUUUACAGAAUAUAUUCCAAAAAGAAGUAAAAUUUUAGUUAGAUAAGUGCAAAGUAAAUAAGGAUUUUGUAAAAUGAGGUUAGCCUUAUGCCUUGCUUUUCUGUUGUCAGCUGCCCUAGCAGCCAACAUGAAAAUAAAUCCCCUCUCAGAUGAGUUCAUCAAUCACAUUAACAGCCAACAAAAUAACUGGAAAGCUGGCAAAAAUUUCGAUAAAAACAUCCCUAUUAGCGAAAUUAAAAAACUUUUGGGUGCUCGUAAGCGCAUUUCAAAAUCGAAACUGAAUCCUACUGUUCACAGUAAAGAUAUAGAAAUUCCUGAGUCGUUUGAUGCCCGUACCAAUUGGCCAAAAUGCUCUAAAGUUAUUGGUGAAAUUGCAGACCAAUCUGAUUGUGGUUCCUGUUGGGCUGUAUCGACAGCUUCCGCUAUCAGCGACAGACGAUGCAUUGCAUCCGGUGGUUCCUUACAAGUACCUGUUUCUGCCGAAGACUUGAUAUCCUGUUGUUAUGCCUGCGGCUUUGGAUGUGAUGGAGGUUUCAUGUACAGUGCAUGGGACUAUUGGAUUCAUACAGGUAUAGUUACUGGCGGCAGCUAUAAUAGUUCUUUGGGGUGCAAACCUUAUUCGCUUCAACCAUGUGACCACCAUGUUGAUGGUCAAUACGUACAGUGUUCAACUUUGUCUUAUGGUACACCAGACUGUACAAGUAGUUGUAGCUCCAGUGAAUUGAACUAUAAAUCUGAACUGACUUAUGGCAAACAUACGGUAGAAGAUUUUAUUGAAGUUGAAGACGUACAGAGAGAAAUUUUACAAAAUGGACCUGCUACGGCUUCUUUUGAUGUGUUUGAAGAUUUCUUGAGCUAUAAAACUGGUGUCUACCACCAUGUUGUUGGAAAAUCUUUAGGUCAUCAUGCAGUAAGACUGAUUGGAUGGGGUACGGAAAACAACGUUGAUUAUUGGCUAGUGGCUAACUCUUGGAAUGAAGAUUGGGGAGAUAACGGUCUAUUUAAAAUCAAAAGAGGCGUUGAUGAAUGUGGUAUCGAAAACGAGAUAAAUGUAGCGCAAGCUAAAGUUUAAAUAAUUAUACGUUUCAAUAAAGUUGUAUUGAUUUCUUA
Psylliodes chrysocephalus is the source of this 1148-nucleotide messenger RNA. The record is from the annotation of a GenBank genome assembly. NCBI's taxonomy places the organism in Eukaryota, Metazoa, Arthropoda, Insecta, Coleoptera, Chrysomelidae.